CUUCUAUUCAUUCUCAAAUAGAAAAUGACUUGUUGGCUCUUCCGAUUGGCUGUGCUGUCGACUUGCGUCCUCUGCAUCCUCUGCACUGCUGCGCCCAGUCCCGGUACCGAGGCGGAGGCGCACACGACUCCGUACCGGGAUAGCUGCGCGUCUUGCGGCGUCGUUCAACCGGAGGAGGGCGCCGGAUCCGGCCGGCCGGACGCGGACUUUUUGGAGGCGGUCAAAAGGCAUAUCCUGAACAGGCUACAGAUGAGAAAGCGUCCCAAUAUUACGCACCCGGUACCCAAGGCGGCUAUGGUGACGGCGUUGAGGAAACUCCACGCCGGGAAGCUGCGGGAGGACGGCAGGGUGGAGAUCCCCAACUUGGACGGGCACCCGAUGAGCAAUGAAGUGCUGGAGGAGAGCUCGGAGAUCAUCAGUUUUGCGGAAAAAGAUGACCUGGUGACAUCAAAGUCCAGUUUGUUCUUCCUCAUCUCCAACGAGGGCAAUCAAAACCUAGACGUUUCACAAGCCACCCUCUGGCUCUACUUCAAGUUGCUGCCUUCACCCGUUGAGGUACGCUCACGGCGGAAGGUGACGGUGAAAGUUUAUUACCAGGAACCUGGCCUGAGCAGCAAAUGGAACCUGGUGGAGAAGUGCGUAGAGCUGAAACGGAGCGGCUGGCACACUUUUAUGCUCACCCGCGCUGUACGCCUGGUAUUUGAACAGGGCGAGCGGCGCCAGAACCUGGACGUGCGCUGCGAGGGUUGUGAGGGCGCAGGCGUGGUGCCUGUUCUCCUCAACCGCAACGACGAGUCGCACCGCCCUUUUUUGGUUGUGCAGGCCCGGCAAACGGACGCAAAGCAUAGGAUUCGAAAGCGGGGACUGGAAUGCGACGGUAGUGCCAGUCUGUGUUGUCGCCAGCAGUUCUACAUCGACUUCCGACUCAUAGGCUGGAACGACUGGAUCAUUGCGCCGUCCGGUUACUUCGGGAACUACUGCGAAGGGAAAUGUCCCGCUUACAUGGCGGGAGUUCCCGGGUCGGCGUCGUCCUUCCACACGGCAGUCGUGAACCAAUACCGCAUGCGGGGCAUGAGCCCUGGCUCUAUGAACUCCUGUUGCAUCCCGACCAGGCUUAGCACCAUGUCCAUGCUCUACUUUGAUGACGAGUACAACAUUGUGAAGCGAGACGUUCCCAACAUGAUCGUGGAUGAGUGUGGCUGCGCUUGA
Nerophis lumbriciformis (worm pipefish) is the source of this 1209-nucleotide messenger RNA. The record is from RefSeq and is a predicted model, not a curated record. Lineage: Eukaryota; Metazoa; Chordata; Actinopteri; Syngnathiformes; Syngnathidae.